Messenger RNA from Eleginops maclovinus (Patagonian blennie), 4784 nucleotides. RefSeq names its product myelin transcription factor 1-like. Gene Ontology annotation, biological process: regulation of transcription by RNA polymerase II. Gene Ontology annotation, cellular component: nucleus. The record is from RefSeq and is a predicted model, not a curated record. NCBI's taxonomy places the organism in Eukaryota, Metazoa, Chordata, Actinopteri, Perciformes, Eleginopidae. Gene Ontology annotation, molecular function: zinc ion binding; RNA polymerase II cis-regulatory region sequence-specific DNA binding; DNA-binding transcription factor activity, RNA polymerase II-specific. The transcript is spliced from 23 exons. The coding region runs from base 262 to 3849 and encodes 1195 amino acids.
GCUGAAGAUUGGGCUGACUCUGUCCGCGGUGCUGAUCAACUGCAGCUGCUGGGCUCAGAGAGGCUGUUCUGUUCCCUCUUUAGAUGUGCUGUGCUGGAUCUGCGCGGCUCCUCUCCCUGUAGAGCGGGACAGUCUGCGGAGAUGUGGGAGGAGGGGGAGGGGAACAUCAGUGUGAUCGCACGGAAAUGAGUUCAAAGGUCGAAAACUGAGCCAGCAGACCAGGGAAGAGCCAAUCAACCAGAGGAGAGCCCCAGAAUCAAAAUGAGCCAGGACACAGAGACACGAACAAGGACCCGCUCCAAAGGCAGUCGGGUGUCGUCAGAACUUGUGAGCCAAGAGAUGAAGCAGGAGUUAAGCAGCUGUCCCACCCCUGGAUGUGACGGCAAAGGCCACGUCAGCGAAAGAUACUCUCGACAUAGGAGCAUACUGGGAUGCCCGCUUGUUAAGAAGAGGAAGCUUGAGGAGGCUGAAGCUGAAGAGAACCAGUCUGCUCCCAAGAGGAGGAACCAGCCCGCCAUAGAAAGUGACCCAGCUGAAGAGGAGGAGGCGCAGAAAGAGGAAGAAGAGGAGGAAGAAGACCUACAAGAGAAGCAGGAAGACAAAACUGACAGGCCGGAGUCAACGAAAACAGACACGGCAGAGGACACACACACUGCAGACUGUCCUCCUGAAGCUGGGGAAAACAGCAGCUUCCCCCCACACACUGAGGAGGAACCUGAGAAGGAGCAAAGCAGUGAGGAGGUGGAGCAAGUCCCUGAGGAUCCUCAGCAGGAGGAAACACAGACGAAGGAGAAAGAGGCAGAAGAGGAGGAGGAGGAGGAGGACGAGGCAGAGGAGGAAGGUAAGCUGCUGAAAAAGGACCAGUCAUCAGAGCAACCUGCAGAAGAAAUCACUGAGCUUAAAGAAACAAAAGAAGAGGAGGAAGAGGAAGCAGAAGAAGAAAAGGAAGAGGAAGAUCAGCAAGAGAAUGGUGUCGAAGAGACGGCGAGAGAAAGACAUGUGAUCAGCCAGGAGAUCUCCGAUCACCAAUACUCCAGUGGAGAUUACAACCAUCAUGCCAAAGAAUCAACUGUGGAGCAGAGGAAGAGGGAGGAAGAGGAGGAAGAGGAAGAAGAAGAAGAGGAGGAGGAGAGGGACGUCCACCAAGUUGUCGUCACUCCUUACACUUUGAGCACCCUCAGUCGGGGAUCUGAGGGGGAGAUGACACUCAGGGAAGAAAAGGUCAGCACCCCGAUGACUGAGGAAGAGGAGGACGAUGAAUACGAGAGAGAGGAAGAGGAGGAAGAGAGGCAGGAUGUAGGAGAGCUGCUGGAAGAGGAAGAGGAGGAGGGGCUGGGGGCAGGAGAUCUGCUGGAAGAGGAAGAGGAGGACCGAGACUCCAGCAAAUCCUCUCCCACCACAGUGGUUAUAGAACUCCGCUCUGAGGAAGACGACGAUGAGGAUGAUGAGGAUGAGGAUGAUGAUGAGGAAGAGGAAGAGGAGGAGGAGGGCGAAGAGCAGGAUCGAGUGUCCGAGGGCUCAGGGAUCACCGACGACUCGGAGAACUGGGACAUGACCCGGGGGAACCUGGGGUUGCUGGAGCAGGCCAUCGCCCUGAAGGCCGAGGAGGUGAAGGGGGGGCAGGAGCAGGGCUCCCCGGACUAUCAGCCAUACAGCACCUCCAGCCACAGCCCUGAGCCUUCUGGACCCCUCCGACGCACCUCCCACUACAGCAAAGAGAAAAAGGAAGUGAAGUGUCCGACCCCAGGGUGUGAUGGGACAGGUCAUGUGACCGGGCUGUACCCUCACCACCGCAGUCUGUCUGGGUGUCCUCACAAAGACCGGAUCCCUCCAGAGAUCCUGGCCAUGCAUGAGAACAUCCUCAAGUGUCCCACUCCGGGCUGCACAGGCCAGGGCCAUGUCAACAGCAACCGCAACACACACCGCAGUCUGUCAGGCUGUCCCAUCGCAGCAGCCUCCAAGCUGAACAAAGGUCAGGACAAGCAGGUCCUGCUGCAGGCCGCGUCCAGCGAGGCGCCCUCCAACUCCGACCGGGUGCUCAGGCCCAUGUGCUUUGUGAAGCAGCUGGAGAUCCCUCAGUAUGGCAGCUACGGGCCCGGCGCCGUGACCACCACACCCCGAGCCAACCUGGCCAAGGAGCUGGAGAAGUACUCCAAGGUGUCCUUUGACUAUGCAAGCUUUGAUGUCCAGGUGUUUGGAAAGCGUAUGCUCAUUCCAAAGACCCCCGGCAGCACGGAAACAUCACCCAAAGCCUUCAAAUCUAAAUCCUUCGCUAAGGCCCCCUCCCCCAGCCACAGUGUGUCAGGGGGCUUUUCCAAGAGCGGCUCCUCCUCCAGCAGCUACGACUACAGCCAAGACGCAGAGGCGGCCCACAUGGCAGCCACCGCCAUCCUCAACCUGUCCACCCGCUGCUGGGAGAGACCAGAGACCAUCAGCUCCCCCCGGGAGCCCAGCAGCAAGGAGCCCCACAUCGAGGUGGAUGAGAACGGCACGUUGGACCUCAGCAUGAAGAAGACCAAGAGGGACGGUGCGCAGCCUCCAGAGCCUUCAUCUUCGUCCUCUUCAUCCUCUCAACACAUCGGAGCCCCCCUGUCUCAGGGCCACACCCAGCCUGAGUGGGAGGGGCCGCUGGACUUCACCAAACCAAGUGGAGUCAAAGAAGAAGACCAGGAGGAGGUGGAGUACACGGCUCCUUCAUACACCUCAUCUGAUGGAGAGGAAGAGGACCCGGAGAACCUGGAGGACAGGAAGUACCCCGGUGAGGUCACCACCGGCAACUUCAAGGUCAAGUUUCAGCCUAAAGACAGCAAAAAGGAAACUCUCUUAUGUCCCACGCCCGGCUGUGACGGCAGUGGACACAUCACUGGCAACUACGCAUCACAUCGCAGUCUGUCAGGCUGUCCUCUUGCUGAUAAAUCACUUCGGACCCUCAUGGCUGCCCACACAGCUGAACUAAAGUGUCCGACUCCAGGGUGUGACGGAUCGGGCCACAUCACAGGAAACUAUGCCUCUCACAGAAGUCUGUCUGGAUGCCCCCGAGCCAAGAAGGGCGGGGUUAAAUUAACCCCCACCAAGGAUGACAAGGAAGACUCAGAGCUGUUGAGUGAAAGAGGAAGCAGUGACUCGGAGCUCUCUGUCUCCAGGUGUCCGGUUCCUGGCUGUGACAGUCUGGGCCACAUCAGUGGGAAGUACGCCACCCACCGCAGUGCCUACGGCUGUCCGCUGGCCGCGCGCCGGCAGAAGGAAGGUCUUCUUAACGGCACUCCCUUCUCCUGGAAGGCCUUCAAGACCGAGGGCCCGACCUGCCCAACGCCGGGCUGUGACGGCUCCGGCCACGCCAACGGCAGCUUCCUGACGCACCGCAGUCUGUCAGGUUGUCCCAGAGCGUCGGCCAACAAGAAGAGAGCCAAGUACCCCGGAGACGAGUACAUCACCGCCAAGUUCAGAGCCAGCGAUGUUCUGGACAACGAUGAGGACAUCAAGCAGCUCAACAAGGAGAUCAACGAGCUGAGCGAGUCCAACUGUGAGAUGGAGGCCGACAUGAUGAACCUGCACACUCAGAUAUCUUCAAUGGAGAACAACCUAAAGAGCAUGGAGGAGGAGAACAAACAUAUCGAGGACAGGAAUGAGGCCUUGUUCCUGGAACUGUCAGGCCUAAGUCAGGCCCUGAUCCGCAGCCUGGCCAACAUCCGUCUGCCCACCAUGCAGGAGCCUGUGUCAGAGCAGAACUUUGACAGCUAUGUGGAAACCCUGACCCACAUGUUCACCAAUAAAGACUGCUACCAGAACCCUGAGAACCGGGCUCUGCUCGAGUCCAUCAACCAGGCGGUGAAGGGCAUCGAGGUGUGAGGCACAGGAGGAGAGGAGGAGAGGAGGAGAGGAGGACAGGAGGACAGGAGGACAGGAGGACAGGCGGCGGGACAUCAAAACGACUACAUCCAUCUUUCUUUCCAGACCUUUAGAUUAUGUAUGUAAUUAAUUCUUCUCAUUUGGAGCUUCGUCAGCUGUUCUUUGCAUUAGUUUGGUGUUUGCAUGUUGCUUUAUGAUGGUAUGAGUGUGGACACAGUGUGUGUGGCAGCAGCACACUGGGAGUGUGAGCAGAGGAAUCAGACCGGCACACAGUGCAGAGGAAUCAGGAAUGCAGUACGAGCCUGAGCCGAGCACAUCCUCGUAGUUAGGGAACAUAUCCCAGCACUCAUUAAUGUGGAUAGUAUUCUAUAUGAGCAUAGUGUUGUUGCACUACCAGGACUAGUUUGUAGAUUCAUUCUUAAUAUUGCUGUGUAACUAUUUAAGUCCUUUGCAAAUGUUGGUUUAAUAAUGUAUUCAUUCAUGUCUGCUGUAUUAUUCUUUAUGUUAGCCUAUUUAUUAAUCAUUAUUUAUUUAUUUAUUCACUUUUUUCAUUUUAAAAUGCUACCUGAGAAGAUUGAAAUGGUAACCAAGAGAAGGGAAUCAUUUCCUCUGUAUUGUUGAACAAUGAGGAAAUAUUUUAAGAUAUCAACUAUGAAUUGUUUUAUAUAUCUUAUUUAUUUAAAAUACUGGGAUCUUUUUAAGUGCAAAUAUUUUGUAACUAAAAGUUUUUUAAUAAUUUUCUAAAGAUUUUUUUUUGGUGCUUCCGUUUAUAUGAUUUUCCUUUUUAUUUUCACAAACUAUUUUGAGUACAUUGCAAUACACUGGGGAAAUUGAGCUGCACAUAUUUGGUAUUUAUUUGGUGAUGAAGAACAAAGUGAUGGUGAAUAUUUAUUUUGUAUUGUCUAUGUGUUACUGAUGGCUGUGUAUGGAUUAGU